This is a messenger RNA of Pecten maximus, 1332 nucleotides long. RefSeq names its product protein RNA-directed DNA methylation 3-like. Bases 1 to 1332 code for a protein of 443 amino acids. The transcript has a single exon. NCBI's taxonomy places the organism in Eukaryota, Metazoa, Mollusca, Bivalvia, Pectinida, Pectinidae. The record is from RefSeq and is a predicted model, not a curated record.
AUGCUGGACAGUGGAGGGGGAGGGAGUGGUCCCAUACUGGACAGUGGAGGGAGAGGUCCCAUGCUAGACAGUGGAGGGAGAGAAAGGGACCACGUGCUGGACAGUGGAGGGGGAGGAAGGGGCCACGUGCUGGACAGUGGAGGGAGAGGGAGAGGUCCCAUGCUGGACAGUGGAGGGGGAGGGAGUGGUCCCAUCCUGGACAGUGGAGGGAGAGGGAGAGGUCCCAUGCUGGACAGUGGAGGGAGAGGAAGGGACCAAGUGCUGGGCAGUGGAGGGGGAGGAAGGGGCCACGUGCUAGACAGUGGAGGGAGACGGAGGGUCCCAUGCUGGACAGUGGAGGGGGAGGGAGUGGUCCCAUACUGGACAGUGGAGGGAGAGGUCCCAUGCUGGACAGUGGAGGGAGAGGAAGGGACCACGUGCUGGACAGUGGAGGGGGAGGAAGGGGCCACGUGCUGGACAGUGGAGGGAGAGGGAGAGGUCCCAUGCUGGACAGUGGAGGGGGAGGGAGUGGUCCCAUACUGGACAGUGGAGGGAGAGGGAGAGGCCCCAUGCUGGACAGUGGAGGGGGAGGGAGAGGUCCCAUACUGGACAGUGGAGGGGGAGGGAGAGGUCCCAUACUGGACAGUGGAGGGGGAGGGAGAGGUCCCAUACUGGACAGUGGAGGGGGAGGGAGUGGUCCCAUACUGGACAGUGGAGGGAGAGGGAGAGGCCCCAUGCUGGACAGUGGAGGGGGAGGGAGAGGUCCCAUACUGGACAGUGGAGGGGGAGGGAGAGGUCCCAUGCUGGACAGUGGAGGGAGAGGGAGUGGUCCCAUACUGGACAGUGGAGGGGGAGGGAGUGGUCCCAUACUGGACAGUGGAGGGGGGAGGGAGUGGUCCCAUACUGGACAGUGGAGGGAGAGGGAGAGGUCCCAUACUGGACAGUGGAGGGGGAGGGAGAGGCCCCAUGCUGGACAGUGGAGUGAGAGGGAGAGGUCCCAUACUGGACAGUGGAGGGAGACGGAGAGGACCCAUACUGGACAGUGGAGGGAGAGGGAGAGGUCCCAUGCUGGACAGUGGAGUGAGAGGGAGAGGUCCCAUACUGGACAGUGGAGGGGGAGGGAGAGGUCCCAUGCUGGACAGUGGAGGGGGAGGGAGAGGUCCCAUGCUGGACAGUGGAGGGAGAGGAAGGGACCACGUGCUUGACAGUGGAGGGGGAGGGAGCGGCCACGUGCUAGACAGUGGCGGGAGAGGGAGUGUCCCAUGCUGGACAGCGGGAGGGGGAGGGAGUGGUCCCAUACUGGACAGUGGAGGGAGAGGGAGUGGUCCCAUGCUGGACAGUGGAGGGAGAUGA